AUGGCAUUGAUCUUUACAAGGAGAAAAAACCAAUGUAGCGGUUAUUAUAACGAUUAUGAAAAUAAAACCGGAAGUUUGUGCCAGGAUUGUGCUGAAAAGAAAAUUUUAGCAGAUUUAAGAAAAAACCAAGAUUUUCCAUCUUCGCCACCAAAGGACCAACCUAAUUACUCGCCUAUUAAUAAUUCCCCUCCCACUUCCAGCCAAAAUAACCAAACCAACCUUAAAUGCUACAACUGCAAAAAAUAUUUCUCUUACGGAGAUAAUACUCAUUAUUUUCCCCAAAAACCGGAUAAGAAAUGA
Messenger RNA from Racocetra persica, 300 nucleotides. The record is from the annotation of a GenBank genome assembly. Lineage: Eukaryota; Fungi; Glomeromycota; Glomeromycetes; Diversisporales; Gigasporaceae.